This is a messenger RNA of Gongylonema pulchrum, 504 nucleotides long. NCBI's taxonomy places the organism in Eukaryota, Metazoa, Nematoda, Chromadorea, Rhabditida, Gongylonematidae. The record is from the annotation of a GenBank genome assembly.
AUGAACGAUGGCUUACGUACGGACAUUUUCCUGAGGUAUCGGCCGGAAACGAUCGCCUGCUCUUGUAUACAUCUCGCUGCAAGAACUAUACGAGAGCCAGUACCACUCCCACGAGAGCCAUUCCCAUGGUUCGAGGCUUUUGGCGCGAGUGACAGGGAUGUACAGGCGAUCUCUCUUCUUCUUCUGCGUGUUUAUGCCAGAACACGGCCGCCUAACUGGGUGCGUUUGAACGAUACAGUAAAGAAGCUACGUGCUACCUUAAACACUGUGAUAACAAAAGCGCAGCAGGCAGAAGCCGUUGCUAAUAAAGAGGUGGAGCGGGCAAAAGCUAUCUUGGACAAGAAACGUCGUGAAAUUGCCAAGAAAACGGGUGAGACUGAACAGCGACAGAAUGGUGAGGCAAAGAAUAAAUUAAAGGAAGAUCGAUGUCCAGUGAAAAACACGAAGGAUAAGUUGAAGGAAGGUUGGUACUUAUUGGAUGAUUUCAUAAUUUUACUCAUUUGA